Messenger RNA from Penicillium manginii, 1695 nucleotides. Its product is annotated as MDR family MFS transporter. The record is from RefSeq and is a predicted model, not a curated record. Gene Ontology annotation, molecular function: basic amino acid transmembrane transporter activity. The transcript is spliced from 6 exons. Gene Ontology annotation, cellular component: fungal-type vacuole membrane. Lineage: Eukaryota; Fungi; Ascomycota; Eurotiomycetes; Eurotiales; Aspergillaceae. Gene Ontology annotation, biological process: basic amino acid transport; transmembrane transport. Bases 1 to 1695 code for a protein of 564 amino acids.
AUGGCAGUCAUUGAAGACCCCGAGAUGUCGAACCCGACUCCCACAGAAGAGCAGCCUCUUCUGCCAUCCGAUCCAAGUGAUAACUGGCGACCCGGGCAUGGGUUUCUUUGGAUUCAAUUCGCAAUAAUGUCAAACGUCUUCCUCUCCGGCUUCGACGGCACAAUCACCGCGUCCACCUACGCAAUCAUAAGUUCCGAGUUCAAUGCCGCGAACACAGCUUCGUGGUUGACAACCUCCUACCUAAUCACCAGCACCGCCUUCCAGCCUUUAUACGGUCGCUUCUCGGAUAUUCUCGGUCGCAGGGCUUGUUUCUUUACUGCGACGAUUACCUUUUUGGCUGGGUGUUUGGGCUGCGCUGUUGCGAGGGAUAUUCUAUUCUUGAAUCUCAUGCGCGCGUUGACGGGUGUGGGUGGGGGUGGUUUGAUGACCAUGGCGACUAUUGUCAAUUCGGAUCUUAUUCCCUUUCGUCGGCGGGGGAUGUAUCAAGCUGUGCAGAAUGGGUCUUAUGGAUUCGGUGCUAUCUGUGGUGCAUCGUUUGGCGGGGCGAUUGUUGAUUCGAUCGGGUGGCGAUGGUGUUUUCUUGUGCAGGUGCCUGUUUCACUGAUGGUGCUUGUUCUGGGCUACUUUGUCCUUGAAUUCCCUGCUAAGCAGCACCAUCACCAUGACUCGGCUGCUCAGCAGAGUCAAGGCAUCUGGCACAAGAUUGAUCUGUCGGGUGCUUGUUUGCUUGUCCUCGCUCUCUCGAGUCAACUUGUUGGUCUGAGCUUGGGUGGCAAUGAGCUUCCUUGGACUAAUGUCUGGGUUAUCUUGUCCCUAGUUGCCAGUGUGGUCUUCCUUGCUCUCUUCGUUUACGUCGAGGCGAAUACCAAGGCCGUUCCUCUUAUUCCGUUGAAGAUGCUUCGUGGCGUCCUUCCAGUCUCGACUCAGAUUGCGAAUGUUUGCGUCGGGAUGGCUGCUUACGCUUUCCUCUUUACCAUCCCGCUACUCUUCCAAGUCAUUCUACUGGACAGUCCCACGAAAGCCGGUGCACGACUGGUCAUUCCAUCCCUCGCCACCCCCCUCGGCGGCCUGAUUUCCGGGAUAGUGAUGUCCCGCUGGGGAAAAUUGGCCUGGCUCGUACGUACCGGCGCAGGUCUGAUGUUCAUCGGUAACCUCCUCGUCACACUACUCCGUUUCGACGAUUCGCAGUGGAAGUACUUUGCGUAUAUCAUCCCAGCAAACCUCGGACAGGGAUCGUUUACCCGGGAAUCUUGUUCACCUUUCUGGCGGCAUUUGAUCAUUCCGGUACGUCGACCACCCUCACCACUACCCCGAAUUAGAGUCGCGAACCACGCCGUCUCCGCCUCGACUGUCUACCUCAUCCGCUCCCUCGGAACAGUCUGGGGCGUCGCAAUCACCUCAGCCAUAAUUCAGAAUACACUGAGCUCAGGCCUCGCCGAGGCCUUGAGUGAAAUACCAGAUAAAUGGAAAGUACAAUUCCGUCCACGAACCGCCGUGCCAAUCGUGAUUGACGAAAUCCGUCACUCUGUUUCGGCGAUCCAUGAUCUGCCCCCAGACGCCCAGAUGGCCGUGCGCCUUGUCUAUUAUCGCGGUAUUCGCCUUUCAUUUGGCGCAUCGGCUUCGUUUGGGUUCAUCGCUACCUUUGCUGCCCUGUUCACUCGUGGCAAGGGUCUGGAGCGAGCUGGUGGGGAAUAA